This is a messenger RNA of Drosophila navojoa, 800 nucleotides long. RefSeq lists its product as uncharacterized. The record is from RefSeq and is a predicted model, not a curated record. Lineage: Eukaryota; Metazoa; Arthropoda; Insecta; Diptera; Drosophilidae. Gene Ontology annotation, biological process: multicellular organismal reproductive process.
CCCUAAGCGAACGAAAUGCAGUCGGGUCACACAUUGCGCCUGCUAUUAGCCACGGCCUCUCUUUAUUGCUGCCUUUCGCCUGUUGUGUGCAUCUAUGAGGCUGCAAUAUUGGAAUUUCUAGAGGAGUUUCGUAUGCGCAUGUGUCACCCGAUACCCAAUUUGGGGUUGCCUGCAUUGGAUCCACUUGAACUAGGUCCUGCCGAGACAGCUGUGAAUAACCAAUACCUUGUCGACUUUACUGGUUCCAUUGAGGACUUUCAACUUAAAGGACUUUCAGAUUUUGUUGUAGAUACAUUAAAAAUAAAUGCCGUGCCUGGCUUUCGUAGCACAAUUAAAGUUACCUUUCCAUACACUUAUUUGAAGUCUCUUUACACUGCCAAAGGUUCCUUAGCGUAUAUUGUAAAUUUGGCUGGCGAUGGCAAUGCAGAAGUAUUGGUGAAAGCCUUUUCUCUUGAAAUUUCAUGGAAACUGAAACUGUCGUCCUCCUUAUCCAUCACAGAUUUGCAAAUAGAUAUCCUUUUAGGAGAUUUAAAAGUUAAUUUUGAAAACUUAAUGGAGGAAGAGCGAAUUGAUUUGUUUCUGCAUGAUCUAAUUAACGAAAUGGGUGUUGAAUUAUUGGGUGAUGUAUGGAAUUAUGAGCAGGCCAAAGUUGUUGCAAAAGUCGAAGCGCUGAUCAAUAGCAAACUGUCGGGAAUUCUGCAAGGUAUUAUUGGAGGAGGUGGCAGUGGAAAACCACCUAUUUUUGAAGGCGUAGAACCGGAUUGUAAGCUUCCUGCUCCUUAAUAAGGCUAAUUAAUAUG